Messenger RNA from Sycon ciliatum, 1067 nucleotides. RefSeq lists its product as uncharacterized. The coding region runs from base 1 to 930 and encodes 309 amino acids. The transcript is spliced from 6 exons. The record is from RefSeq and is a predicted model, not a curated record. Lineage: Eukaryota; Metazoa; Porifera; Calcarea; Leucosolenida; Sycettidae.
AUGCUGGGUCACAGCAGCCACUUGAAGGAAUUCAAUACCUGUCGAUAUCUUGCUCUCCUGAUGGCAUGCUGUGGCAAUGGAACCAAGAUUGGCUGGAGAGACUAUCCCAAUGAAGGCACCUUCCGCCCGGUGACAGACCCACAGGCACGGUUUGUCAUCUCCCUGAAGUCGUCAGGCAUAUUCGGGCCGCAGUACUUGGAGCUGUUUGCACCAAACCCGUCGGCCUGCCGUUCCUGGGUAGAGGCUCUGCAGGAGUUCAUCACGGGCCAGCCAAGCAAAGAGAGACUUCGAUAUGAUCAUAUCUGGCAUGACAUUGUCAACAUGCGGUGGGGCUUGGGUGACAGCGUAUGCCCAACGGACAUUGUGCUUAGCCUGGCGCACAACUCCACUGAAAUCGCCCUUAUCUUGAAGGGUUAUCAGGAUCCAGUCUUCCGCUGUGAUAUAAACAGUGUGAAAAGAGUGACCAUCACAAUUUGUUCGCUCCAAAUUGACGUUGGCAAGGGAGCAUCAUGCGGUGAUGGCGCCAUAUUUCUGCGGGCUUCUCAAUCAGCAACUCUCACGGCGAUUAUCGAGUCUCUUAGCCAGGUGCUGUCAAAGCACACGUAUGCAGAAGAGCCUCCAGUGAAGCCACCGAGGCUUCGGCCAACGCCAAGAAGCAGAACACUGCCAAGACGGAUCCGCCAAGAAGAGCCCAGCGCUGCAGGACAGAUGCAGCGUAGACACGCUCGCUCCAAUGCCCACCACUGGGACUCCACGUCCGCACCCUCUGUGCCAGCCAUUGAUGUCGAUGAUGAGCCUAGGCGGGAGUUAGGUCGGGUCAACAUGGAAGACGGCUCCAGAAUGCUGUCCCGAACACUGUCGCACCGAGCGAAUGCAUUGGCUCGUAAUCUGUACAAUUUCACGUUUGAGAUCGAGGACACCUUGGUUUGAUUUGCUCCUGAGCAGCAGCGACCUCAACCACAUUCUCUCACUGGCACUGGCAAUGGCAAUGGCAUGCAUAUGCAUGUUCACAGUGCUGGCCAGAGAAACCCAACCUCAUGAACAAAGGAGCGCCGCGUUCGAGUGCA